UGUUUAUGAGGUUAGAUGCUCAUGGCACGAGAUGCACAUGGCACACUUCUUUAUGAACAAAAAUACAUAAUAUCAUCUUCUUCUUCACUUCUCACUGAAAUAACAUUUUCCUAUAAAUAUUCUUGUUAUAUUUUUCACUUCCUCACAAACCAAUAUCACUACUAAAUGUCGAACUUGAAAGGUGAAACCAACGUUGAAAAGCCACUGCAUGUUGCUGUUUUAACAUUCCCAUUUGGCACACACGCAGCCCCACUUCUUAGCCUUGUGACAAAAAUUGCAGAAGAAGCUCCCAAUGUCACUUUUUCAUUCUUCAGCACAGAGAAAUCAAAUGCAACCCUAUUUUCUAGUUCAAAUGAGUUUCUUCUUCCUAACAUAAAACACUAUAAUGUUCAUGAUGGGUUACCGGAAGGUUAUGUGCCUUCCGGCCAUCCAGCUGAACCGGUUUUUCUCUUCAUUAAGGCAAUGCAAGAGAGUUUUAAAAGUGGUAUAGAUGAAGCUGUGAAAGAGACAGGGAAGAAGAUUACCUGUUUGGUUACGGAUGGUUUUUAUUGGUUUGGUGCUGAUCUUGCUCAUGAGAUGAAUAUCAAAUGGGUUCCUUUUUGGACUGCUGGACCUCACGCCCUUCUUACCCAUUUCUACACAGAUCUUAUCAGAGAAAAAUUGGGAACCAACAAAGUGGAUGAUGUCAAAACUGCCAAUUUUGUACCUGGCUUUCCUGAGCUAGAGGCUUCUGAUUUGCCUGAAGGGAUAAUAGAUGAUAUUAAUGGACCAUUUUCAAUAUUGAUACACAAAGCGGGAAUAGAGUUACCUCGAGCAACUGCGAUUACAAUAAACUCAUUUUCUUCCAUACAGCCUAUUGUUGAGAAUGAGUUGAAUUCCAAGUUCAAAUUGUUACUUAAUGUUGGUCCUUUUAUCUUGACAACACCACAACGUACGAUUUCCGAUGAACAUGGUUGUUUAUCAUGGUUGAAUAAACACGAGAAAUACUCAGUAGUGUAUAUAAGCUUUGGAAGCUCGAUAAUACCCCCGCCUCACGAACUCGCUGCAUUGGCGGAGUCUUUAGAAGAAUGUGGAUUUCCGUUUCUUUGGGCCUUUAGGGGCAAUCCAGAGGAACAGUUUCCAAAGGGGUUUAUAGAAAGGACAAGAACAAGAGGAAAAAUUGUUGCAUGGGCUCCUCAAGUGGAAAUCCUUAAACAUUCAUCGGUUGGUGUUUGUUUGACGCAUUCUGGUUGGAAUACAGUGUUGGAUUGUAUUGUUGGUUGUGUACCAAUGAUUAGUAAACCGUUUUUUGGAGAUCAGAAGAUGAAUGGAAGAAUGAUAGAAAGUGUUUGGGAGAUUGGUGUCACCGUUGAUAAUGGACUUUUGACUAAAGAAUCGAUCAUGAAAGCUUUGGAAGUCACCAUGUCAAGUGAGAAAGGGACGAUUAUGCGGCAGAAGAUAAUGAAACUUAAAGAGUGUGCAUUGGAAGCUGUUGGAGAAAAUGGUUCCUCUACAAAGAAUCUCAAGGCUUUGAUACAAAUUGUCACUAGUUAAAGUUUUUUUAACAUUAUUUAGGGUUGUUCAAUGGUACAAAAUUGUCACUUUGUUCACUAAAUGCAUUUGUAUCACCUUUGAAAUUAUUAGUCUUUUGAAUAAACCAUUUUGACCCUGAACAAAAUUUAUAAAUACUACA
Messenger RNA from Lathyrus oleraceus (garden pea), 1672 nucleotides. RefSeq names its product flavonoid 3-O-glucosyltransferase. Bases 166 to 1533 code for a protein of 455 amino acids. The transcript is spliced from 2 exons. The record is from RefSeq and is a predicted model, not a curated record. Gene Ontology annotation, molecular function: quercetin 7-O-glucosyltransferase activity; quercetin 3-O-glucosyltransferase activity. Lineage: Eukaryota; Viridiplantae; Streptophyta; Magnoliopsida; Fabales; Fabaceae.